Molecule: messenger RNA, 849 nt
Organism: Monoraphidium neglectum
Lineage: Eukaryota; Viridiplantae; Chlorophyta; Chlorophyceae; Sphaeropleales; Selenastraceae
Exons: 3
Coding region: 1-849 (282 amino acids)
Molecular function (GO): ubiquitin-like modifier activating enzyme activity
Source: RefSeq, a predicted model, not a curated record
AUGAACCCUCUGGUCAGGGUCUCGGCCGCCCCCGGUUCCUCGGACGCGCGGCUGCUGGACGCGUCGUUCCUCGGCGGCCACGACCUGGUGAUCUGCAUCGGCGCGCCGCUGCGGCUCGCGCGCGAGGUUGGCGCGCUGUGCGGGGCCCAUGGCGUGAAGUUCAUGGCGGCGGCGGUCAGGGGGGCUGCGAGUUACUACUUUGCUGACCUGGGGCGCCACACCUUUACACCCAAGGCGGACGGCGGCAGCGACGCGCCCAAGGGUGCGCCGGCCGAGCAGACAGUCUGCUACUCGCGGCUGUCGGACGCGCUGGCGACGCCGCUCGGGCAGCUGCCGCCCAACUGCCACCCGCUCGUGCCCGUCCUGCUGGCCUGCAACGCCUUGGAAUCCGAGCUGGGCCGCCCGCUGACCGCCGCCGACGCGCCGGCCGCCUCUGCCGCGCUGGCCAGCCUCAUCGCGGCCGCCGGCGCCGGCGGCGCCGCGUGGGCCGAGGCGGCUGCGGAGCAGCUGCCGGGCUGGGUCGCGGCGGAGGGCGAGUUUGCGCCGGCGGCGGCGGUGGUGGGAGGGAUCAUGGGCAACGACGUGAUCAGGGCGGUGUCGCAUUCUGAUGCACCCAUCAACAACAUUUUUCUGUACAGCCUGACUGGGCGGUCCCUAGUCCACACGCUCCCGCCGCCGGGGGCCGAUGCAGCAGCAGCUGCAGGGGCGGCGGCAGGCGCGGAGGCGGUCGGCGGGGAGCAGGCAGCUGGGGCAGGGCAGCAGCAGCAGCAGCAGCAGCAGCAGCAGCAGCAGCAGCAGCAGCAGCAGCAGCGGCUGCAGGUGGAUGAGGUGGUCAUGAUUGAUGACUGA